Molecule: messenger RNA, 2484 nt
Organism: Papaver somniferum (opium poppy)
Lineage: Eukaryota; Viridiplantae; Streptophyta; Magnoliopsida; Ranunculales; Papaveraceae
Product: probable aminotransferase TAT2
Exons: 4
Coding region: 35-1000 (321 amino acids)
Biological process (GO): amino acid metabolic process; biosynthetic process
Molecular function (GO): transaminase activity; pyridoxal phosphate binding
Source: RefSeq, a predicted model, not a curated record
UUCAAUAUCAAAGAAAGAUUAAGAAGGAAGCAAAAUGGAGAAUGGUUUAUUUCGUAAGAAAUGGAGUUCCAGUGCAAAUGAUGACAUUCAUUCAGCUUCUGGUCUUACAGUUAAAGAAUUUCUAAAUACUUUAAUGAAAUUUAGAAACCCUGAAGAUGAAAGACAAACUAUUCCUCUUGGUCAUGGUGAUCCUUCCGCUUUUCCAUGUUUUAGAACAACUCAAAUAGCUGAUGAUGCUGUUGUUGAUUCUGUUCGUUCAGCUAAGUUUAAUGGUUAUUCAUCUACUGUUGGUAUUCCUCUUGCCAGAAGGUCUUUAGCAUAUUAUCUAUCGCGUGCUCUUCCAUACAAGCUAUCACCUGACGAUGUUUUUCUAACGAUUGGUUGCGCGCAAGCAAUCGAGAUUGCAAUGACGGUAUUCACUAGACCUGGUGCUAAUAUAUUGCUACCUAGACCAGGAUUUCCGUAUUAUGAGGCCUGUGCUGGCUUUCGGAAGCUUGAAUAUCGACAUUUUGAUCUUCUACCAGACAAGGGUUGGGAGGUCGACCUUGAAGCUGUAGAAGCUCUUGCUGAUGAAAAUACCCUUGGAAUUGUUAUAAUCAACCCAGGAAACCCUUGUGGAAAUGUCUACACGUAUGAGCAUCUGAAAAAGGUUGCUGAGACUGCAAAGAAACUCGGAAUUAUUGUGAUGGCGGAUGAAGUGUAUGCUCACCUCACAUUUGGCAGUAAUCCAUUUGUGCCAAUGGGAGUUUUUGGGUCAAUAGCUCCUGUCCUUACACUUGGGUCUAUAUCAAAGAGAUGGAUAGUACCUGGUUGGCGACUUGGUUGGCUUGUUUCCAGUGAUCCCAAUGGCAUUCUAAAAGAAACAAAGGUUGUUGAUUCCAUUAUAAGGUGCCUCAAUAUCUCUGGGCAUCCUGCAACUUUGAUCUGUGAUAUACUUCCUCUGUGUGAGCACCAACUCAUUGCCAUGCCUGAGAACUUCUAUACCCAAGAAGAAAGAUAAAUCACCCAUAUCUUUCAAUGCAAAAGGAGCACCAAGAUCUUUAAUCAGUUUUUCAAUAUGAGCUGGGUUUGAUCUUGUCACAAUUAUAUCAUCAACGUACACAAGAACGUACGUGAUGGUUUCCUUAGUAUUUAACACAAACAUAGAGUUGUCAGCUAUUGAACCCUUGAAACCUAGUUUUAUUAAGUAGUUACCGAGCUUCAAGAACCAGGCCUGUGGCACCUAUUUAAGUCCAUGCAACGACUUGUGCAAUUUACAGACAUGGUUAGGGUAAUUGGAAUUAAUAUAACCAGGCGGAUGUUGCAUAUAUACUUCCUCUUCCAAAGUUCCAUGCAGAAACGCAUUCUAGACAUCUAGCUGUUUAAUCUGCCAGUUAUUCAUCACAACAAUAGAUAACACUAGCCGAAUGGUGCAAGGCUUGAUAACAGGACCAAACGUUUCGCCAUAAUCCACUCCCUCUUGUUGAUUGAAGCCUUUAUCCACCAAGCGUGCUUUAUGUCGUUCGACAGUACCAUCUGGAUUUUGUUUUACGCGAUAUACCCAUUUGCAUCCUACCACGUUCAUUCAUUUCUCAUAUUUCACCAAUGAGUAUGUACCAUUACGAAUAAGCGCAUUGAUCUGGACAUCCAUUGUUGUCCUCCACUUUGGAUUUUUAGAAGAUGUCGUGUAGCAAGUUGGUUCCAUAAAAUCUUCUUCGGUUAGAGGGUGUUUGGAAGCAGUCAAACGCAACUUGUUAAUUGGUUUUGUGAUGCGUGUUUUAGCCCUUGUUAUCAUAGAAUGAGUUAUAGUUUCCCUCUGAGUUGAUGGAGUAGCAGACUCAGCAGUCUGUUUAGUUUCUGACACUGUAUAACUCGGAACGCUUUGAGCAGUUGACAGUGUGUCUUGUUGAUGUGCUGAAUCAUCAGAGAAUGCGGAGUUCGUUGAAGAGUGUUGUGGUGCAGAUAUUUUUGGAGACGAUGGAAGAUUCUGCUGACUUUGCACUGGUGAUGAUAACAUUACAUCUUCCGUAUUUUCUGUCAGAGUAGUACGACGAAAAGGAUGUGAAAGAAAAAAACUAGUGCUAGAAGGGACAUUACCUCGACACGGGGAAAGACCUUUCUGCUGGAGAGACUAAAAUGGGAACAUGCUUUCAUAAAACCUUACAUGCCGCGAGACAUAAAGACGAUCAGUUUGUCGGUAUAGGCAUAAAUACCCUUUAUGUGCACUACUAUAACCUAUAAAAACACAUGGAAGUGAUCUUGGUUCUAGUUUUUUUGCAAUGUACUGUCUUAGGAAGGGAUAUGCUAAACAUCCAAAGACACGCAAGAAUGUGUAAUCUGGUUUUUUGUUGAACGGGAUUUCUAACGGUGUUUUGAUUUCUUUGGCUGACUUGGGUAACCUAUUGAUUAGAUAACACACAGUAGUGAAGGCAUCGGCCCAAAAUUCCUUUGGCAUAUGAGCAUUAAAGAGCAAAGCUAAAACAGAUUCAGUAACGUGUCUAAUAC